CACUGUUUCUGCUACCGAUGUUUAAACAUAUUUUUACAGUUUAGCAUUAAAGCUUAAGUAUUUAUAAAACCGAGCUAAUGAUUUCAUUAUCAAACAUUAAUCUAAAAUACAUUAUAAAGAUAAUGAGAUUAUUUUUAAAAAGACUGAAUGUGCACUUUUUGUUGCUUUAACCUGUAUCGCAGACUCUGUACAAAUCUCAAACUUAGGUUGAGAUAAGGUGUGCACUGAAAACAAAACAAAAUGGCGGCCAUAUCUCCAGAAUACCAACUUGGAUCUCCUCAAGAACACAUCCCAGCAUGUGAGAAACAUAACUUUAGAAUAGACAUGACAUGUGAGGACUGUGAUCAGUUUAUUUGUUUACAAUGUGCCAAAACAGACCACAAGGAUCAUGACUGGAAAGAUAUUUCCACAGCAGGAAAUCUAAGGAGAGGAGAGCUAAAGAAGACUUUGAGUAAGGUUAAGGAGGAAGAUGUGACAGAGAUUGAUAAAAACAUCAGGAAGGCGUCCAAACAAAUGGAAGACAACAAAACAUGCUGUGAUUCUGAGGUCGUUAAGCUUCAGAAACAGUUUGAUGCGAUUAUUUCAAAACUGGCAGAUAUCAAUAAGAAUUAUAUAAAGAAACUGAGUGAUAAUCUGGAAAGAAAAAAUGCUGAGGUGAGCGAGAACAUUUUAAACUUAGAAAGGAGAAAGAAACGGGUAAUGGAUUUAGUAAAGUUUCUGGAAGAAAGCAACAGUACAAUGUCUGACUAUAGUUUGAUUGACAACAUCAGAAACUUGUCCAACCUUCUGUCCAACAGGGACUUUUAUUUAGAGAAGGGGGAUCAUUCAGAGAGAUACAAAAGUGGGGACAUCAGCGAGGGAUUACUGGAAUCGAUGAUGGGACAAACUUUUGAUUUGGAUGAUUUUAUUGUUAUUGAAACUGGUUCAUUUCAAUACGGAGAAAAAUCUAUAAUCUUUAUAGAGGCAAUCAAUGAAGAUACGUGUUUCCUGAGAGGUUUGAAUUUAGAUCACAUUGAACUUGUUAAUAGAAUGAAUGAAAAGGGAACAAAAAUCAGUAUCAGUGUAAGUGACGUUUGUGUAACAGACAAUGGUGAUGUGUAUGCCACUGAUUAUAAUAAUUGCAUCAUUGUUAGUCUGCCCCCGUCAGGCUCAGUCUCUACAGUAUUUAGUGCAGCUCCAUUGGUACCCUUAGGAAUUUGUCAAUCAACAGAAGGUGGACUGCUGGUCUCAUUGAGAGAUACAGAGUCGGAACGAUAUCAACUAGAUUCGAGCAGCAGACGUUUGGUCAGACACGUGACACUGAAUGGUGACGUCAUCUGUGAGUACGAGUACCAAGCGGACGGUCAGACCAGACUGUUCACUGUACCAUGGAGAGUUAAACAAAGCACCAACACUGAUAUCUGUGUGGUUAACUGGACAAGUGAAUUUACAGGUGAACUGAUGAUUCUAUCCUUCACUGGGUCUCUGAAGUUAGUCUACCGUGGACAGAAACUGGAAAAAAAAUUUAAACCAACUGAUGUAGUGUUUGACUCACAUUGCAACAUCAUCGUUAGUGACACAUUUAACAGCAAGAUACAUCUCCUGAGUCCUGAUGGGGAGUUUAUGAAGUAUGUCGUAAAAGAGAAUGGAAUAACAUAUCCAGUUUCCAUGUCCUUCUACAAACCGACAUUGUGGGUUGGCACCUACGACGGACUUGUCAAAUUGUUUCAAUUCAAUUAAACUUAAAAUAAUAAGUAACAGGAACUUGUGAGGAGUCUUAAUAAUCAGUCUUUUAAGAAAUGUAUUAACAUUUUACCAAUGACCCGAAAAUUCAACAUUGUAUUACUGAUGUAACGAUAUAGAACAUAUACAUUAUAUUAGUACAUCGAGUAUGUAUUUUGUAAAACAGGUGCUGUACCUUUCAGUACAUACUGUCUUUUCAUUAACUGAUAUCCAUUAACUACAUGAAAUGUUUUAUUAUGAAAAAUAAAUCCCAU
Messenger RNA from Magallana angulata, 1976 nucleotides. RefSeq lists its product as uncharacterized. The transcript has a single exon. NCBI's taxonomy places the organism in Eukaryota, Metazoa, Mollusca, Bivalvia, Ostreida, Ostreidae. Bases 241 to 1719 code for a protein of 492 amino acids. The record is from RefSeq and is a predicted model, not a curated record. Gene Ontology annotation, molecular function: zinc ion binding.